UCAACUACGAAUGCUAUAUUACUUUCCUUAAUGGCUGCUACAGCUACGAGUGGGAAGCCAAACAGGAGAAAAAACCUAGACGUCCGCUCUGCUGCUGUUCUUGGAGAGAACAAUUAUUUUACCCAUGGCUGAUUAUUUCAUUUUGCAUGUCUGUGCUUUUGCUGUUCACAUGGAUAGAGACUUCAAAUGAAUACUUUGGCUUUGACUGGGUUGUUUUUCUAAGUACAGGAGUCUGGUUCUUCUGGUCCAUUGUCUUGCUGAGUUUAUUUGGGAUCCUGGCUGCCUACACAUCAUUGCUAUUGGUUGUUGGAUUUUUGUUGUGUUGGGAAAAAAAGGAACUUUACCUGCACUGGUAUCAUAAGAUCCUGAUUCUGCUAGUGAUUGUGACAUCCUUUUCUUUUUUGAACAUUUUGUGCACUCACUGGAAAGAGAGGUGGCUCACUGUUGGGCUGUCACUGCAGGUCUUUGCUCCCUACAUACAUCUGAGCAGCAUAUCUGUGAUGGUUAUGCUUUCCUGGCCUGUGGCCUUCUACUUGAUCCAUUUGGAAGGAGAAGCUAGGAUCAGAAGAUACAAGAUUACAAGUAACGAAAGAAAAAGAAACAAGAGGUGUAACAUGCUCACAAAGUUGAGAGCUCUACAAGUGGCUAUUGGAUUGCCCUUUUUUCUUAUCCUUUUGUGUCUCUAUGUGGUGCCAUUGGGGACUUACUCUCCCUGCAUUCAGGAGAAGGAUAAUUUGGGACCCAAGCCGAAAUUCUUUGGACAUAGAGGUGCACCCAUGUUGGGGCCUGAGAAUACCAUGAUGUCCUUUGAGAAAGCUAUUGAACAUGGGGCCAUUGGGCUGGAGAGUGAUGUACAAAUAAGUUAUGAUCAGGUGCCUUUUCUCAUGCAUGACUAUGACCUGAGAAGAACAACCAAUAUCAAGGAGGUCCUGCCAAAUGAAUCCCGCCAACACCCUUGCUUGUUUAAGUGGAAUUUCCUGUCGACUCUGAAUGCAGGAAAAUGGUUUUCACAUUCAUGGAUCAGACCAUUUUACCAUAUGAAGCCCCUAUCAGAGGCUGAUAGAGAAAGAGCAGGAAAUCAGAGGAUUCCCAAACUAACUGAAUUAUUGGAACUUGCACAGAGGAAAAAAAAAUUGGUGAUAUUUGAUCUUAAUUCUCCUCCACCAAAACAUCCUUCCAGAACAUCUUAUAUCCACCUUGUAGUAAGCGUGAUCCUUGCCUCUAAAAUUGAGCAACAUCUGAUUGCUUGGUUACCAGAUGCUGAGAGAAAAUAUAUCAGAAACAAAGCUCCUGGUUUUCAGCACGUGGGCGCAUUUUACACCCUUGACGAACUUGCGAGAGAAAAUAUCAGUAGAAUAAAUGUUGACUAUAAGAGGUUGUACUACAACGGAUUGAGAGAAUAUAAAGCAGCUAAUAUCAACAUCAACUUAUACGUCGUCAAUGAACCUUGGCUCUUCUCACUGGCCUGGUGCUCCAGGAUUCACUCAGUGACCACAGACAACAUUCAGCUCCUGAAUGAGAUAAAUCACCCUUACUUCUUCAUGACACCAAAUUUCUAUAUGUUCAUGUGGAUUCUCAUGGAUAUUCUUUCUGCAGUUUUCAUUGGUGCCAUAUUUUACUUUCAUUGGUGGAGAGAGAGCCAAAGUGAAAAAAUCCUCAAAGGUAUCACCAGUUACACAGAAACUCCAAGUGCAAGCCUCCAAGAUGAAGCUUUGAAAGUUACAGAAAGCCCUGGACUGACUAAGGGUGAAAGGGAACAUCCGGUCUCUAAAGCGAUCAUGCCAGAGCCUAUUGAGGAAACUGCCAAACCAACGAUGCCUCCCUAGGAUGACGUUAGACAACCAGUGCCCACUGAGCUGGCCUUUGAACCCACCCAAGCACCCACCUCAGAGGCCCACAGAGAGGCCACCCUCCAAACUGCGUUGCCUACCUUGGAGGCGAAUGAACCAAUUCCCUCCGUGGAGGACCCUCCUCCUGAAACAUAACCUGAAGAGCCCCCCAGUAUUGACUCCUCCCACUAAUCCUCUUUUGUGAUGGUUUCCACCACAUCCACAUGUCCUCCUCCUCCUUUGGGCUGUCUUCAGAGAAGAAUUAGCCACAACGUGCCCCCUUCUUCUUCUUCCUCUCUGUGCCCCAGCAUGACCUGAUGGUAGAGAGGGGUCAAGAAAGGAGUGCAGAAGAACCAGGGAAGCUCUCAGGAAAAACAUUUGGUCCAGGCUUUCAUCUCAAGGGUGUGAACAAAGGGAAAAUAGUUGUGGUCCUGGAGCUGGAGCUGCUUGCUCUCCAUGUAUCACAGGAUUUGUCUCAACCUAACCUUCAUAAUAUUCCCCACUAAGGACGUGGCUGUGGUGAACAUCAGCAUGUAAAUAAAGGCAAUCUCUCAGGAACUCAGAAGGUAAAGGGUACAACUUUUAGACCCCUCUGUGGUCACUCAGGCUGACAAAGACUAGGGGAUGAGUGCCAAAGGGAUGCCAUCCAGAGUCAGAGAAGGAGAGGUGGUAUGGGCAUGAGUCGGGGACAAAGAGCUCAUCCCACGUGCACAUCCUGUGGUACAGAGUGCAGUGGGUGCUUCCUGAUCGCUUGUCAUUGGUUAGUUCCCCAAUGGGGCGAUGGGCAUAGUCCCAUGUCCACCCAAUAGCCUUUGGCCUUGAAAGGAAACUAGAGCUGAGAACAUGUGUCUGGGAGCCCAGUGUUAGAAGCAGCGAGUUGAGUUCCACUGUGUGGCCGUCAGCUAUUCACAGUCCUCCAGGCCUCAUGUUCCCAUGUAUAUGAU
Molecule: messenger RNA, 2773 nt
Organism: Hippopotamus amphibius kiboko
Lineage: Eukaryota; Metazoa; Chordata; Mammalia; Artiodactyla; Hippopotamidae
Product: glycerophosphodiester phosphodiesterase domain-containing protein 4-like
Exons: 16
Coding region: 147-1826 (559 amino acids)
Biological process (GO): lipid metabolic process
Cellular component (GO): membrane
Molecular function (GO): glycerophosphodiester phosphodiesterase activity
Source: RefSeq, a predicted model, not a curated record